AUGUCCUUUCUAGAGAAUUUUGAUUCAACAAUUUCUUUAGCCCUUGUAGCUUCAUAUAUAUUGCACUCCAUUAUUCCUUUAAGAAAUAGAUUUGGACAAUUGCACAUGGGUUCACUUGUUAUUUCAGCCGAAGAUGGUGAUCAGCCACAAGGCAAGGAUGGGAGAUCCGAUGCUACAGGAUCUCUAUGCUCCGAUGAUAGACUCAGGGCUGAGGCUCAAGUAUAUGUGUUGCCUUUUAACGUUUGUAGAGCCCUUCUCUAUCUUUUCUACUUACUCUCUUCUGAAUUUUCAUUUGAUUUUCAACAGGCGAAUUCACAUAAUCUUGCACAGGAGAAUGGUGUAAAUGAUUUCCUUCCUCUUGGAAACUUAGAGAAAGUUGUAAAAGAAAUUGCUGAUCAGCCACUUCCACUUGUUGAUGGGAUUGAAGAUCAACUUGUGGAGUUUUCGAUAGCCAUGAGAAGUCCAACAUUUGCUAAGAAUCUUGGAAACUUUGAGCAAAAAGUAGGAGGCUCAGGAUCCAUGAAACACUAUCCAAUUGAGCUUGAAAAUAGUGAAAAAUCUCAGAGGUGUUGUGGAGAAAAUGGGAUUUGCUCUCAUGUCUUGUUGAUGUGCAUAGUGUCAAGCAAAGUAGCUCGAAAUGUUAUCAAGGUGGACAACAAGUUUUUCUAG
Messenger RNA from Lactuca saligna, 669 nucleotides. The record is from the annotation of a GenBank genome assembly. NCBI's taxonomy places the organism in Eukaryota, Viridiplantae, Streptophyta, Magnoliopsida, Asterales, Asteraceae.